Hymenoscyphus albidus is the source of this 326-nucleotide messenger RNA. NCBI's taxonomy places the organism in Eukaryota, Fungi, Ascomycota, Leotiomycetes, Helotiales, Helotiaceae. The record is from the annotation of a GenBank genome assembly.
AUGUCUGGAUACUGCAGUGUUCUUCGACUUGGUACAUACAUACAACGGACUAAAGAAGUACAAGAAAGCAAUUACGGCCCCAAGACAAAUCACAGAUCUCGAAACCGAACUCUGUGGAGAAGACGACAUACGAACCAUCGCGUCAAUAUGCCGACCAGAUAAGAUUCGAUUCCGGUCCCCCUAUCGAGUCAAAAGUCUCACGAAAAAGAACCUUAGCAGCUAAAGAAAAAGCGCUGCAACAAAUCGAAGAGUCUGAAGGGGAGGCGAGCAACAUAACAUUAGGUUACAUGCGAACCCUCGCUAGAGAAUAUUCGGCAGUUUGUUAG